Molecule: messenger RNA, 1818 nt
Organism: Rhineura floridana
Lineage: Eukaryota; Metazoa; Chordata; Lepidosauria; Squamata; Rhineuridae
Gene: SS18
Product: SS18 subunit of BAF chromatin remodeling complex
Exons: 13
Coding region: 332-1597 (421 amino acids)
Biological process (GO): positive regulation of transcription by RNA polymerase II
Cellular component (GO): nucleus
Molecular function (GO): transcription coactivator activity
Source: RefSeq, a predicted model, not a curated record
GCAAAGACUCUACUCGAAAUUAGGUUAAGGAUUUCACUUAGCUAGUGCUGCUUUGCCACAGGAGCGCGAAACUCGCUUUGCUCCUUUGCAACCCACAAAGAAACACCAGCCUGUCUCGAACCGCGGAGCAGAAGGAGCUGGACCAACCAGGGAAAAAGAAAUACCAACAGCGAACUUCUCUCUCGAUCUCCGCCUCCUCUCGGGCUGUAAUAUUUGUUGUCGCUCGAAGAAGGUCGGACCUUUGCCGUCGCCGCCUCCUCCUCCUCCGAGGCUGGGGAGAAAGGAGGGGAAAGUCGCGGUGCUGUUGAGUCGUUUUUACGCGGGGACCAAGAUGUCGGUGGCCUUCGCAGCCCCCAGGCAGCGUGGAAAGGGCGAGAUAACGCCGGCUGCCAUCCAGAAGAUGUUGGAUGAGAACAACCAUCUUAUUCAGUGUAUAAUGGACUACCAGAACAAAGGCAAAACUUCAGAAUGUUCACAGUAUCAGCAGUUGUUGCAUACAAACUUGGUCUACCUAGCCACAAUAGCAGACUCCAAUCAAAAUAUGCAAUCCAUACUGCCACCACCACCCACACAGAGUAUGCCAAUGGGUCCAGGAGGAAUGAGUCAGAGCGGCCCUCCUCCACCUCCACGUUCUCACAGUAUGGGUUCAGAUGGUAUGGUAGGUGGGGGCCCUCCUGCACCGCACAUGCAAAACCAGAUGAACGGACAGAUGCCUGGACCUAACCACAUGCCUAUGCAGGGACCUGGACCGAACCAGCUCAAUAUGACAAACAGUUCCAUGAGCAUGCCUUCAAGUAGUCAUGGGUCCAUGGGAGGUUAUAAUCAUUCAGUGCCAUCCUCUCAAAGCAUGCCUGGACAGAAUCAGAUGACAAUGAGUCAAGGACAGCCUAUGGCCAGCUAUGGUCCUAGACCAAAUAUAAGUAUGCAACCAAAUCAAGGCCCAAUGAUGCACCAGCAGCCACCUUCUCAACAGUAUAACAUGCCCCAGGGAGGUGGGCAACAUUAUCAGGGACAGCAGCCACCAAUGGGAAUGAUGGGCCAAGUUAACCAAGGAAACCAUAUGAUGGGACAGAGGCAGAUUCCUCCAUACAGACCACCACAGCAAGGCCCACCACAGCAGUACUCAGGCCAGGAAGACUAUUAUGGGGACCAAUACAGUCAUGGUGGACAAGGUCCUCCAGAAGGCAUGAACCAGCAAUAUUACCCUGAUGGUCAUAGUGAUUACGGUUAUCAGCAACCGUCGUAUCCUGAACAAGGCUACGAUAGGCCUUAUGAGGAUUCCUCCCAACAUUACUACGAAGGAGGAAACUCACAAUAUACUCAGCAGCAGGAUGCCUACCAAGCACCGCCUCAGCAGCAAGGCUAUCAACAGCAGCAGUACCCAAGUCAGCAAGGUUACCCUGGGCAGCAGCAAGGUUACGGCCCUUCUCAAAGUGCUCCAGGACCUCAGUACUCCAAUUAUCCCCAAGGGCAACAAUAUGGAGGAUACAGGCCUACACAGCCUGGGCCCCCACAACCACCACAACAGAGGCCUUAUGGAUAUGACCAGGUCUACAGGCUGACUAAAGAUCCUUCAACAGUUGGGUUUUUAUCCUGACAAUGUGACAGCAACCAAUGGGGCAGUAUGGAAACUACCAACAAUGAAAAAAAUUUCAAUACAAUAACUAGUACCUGUUAGCAGCGUUUUGUCUCUUCAGUAUUGUGGACAUCUCCUUUUGAAGAGAAUCUUCCAUUCUAUCCAGUUUGGGAAACGAAAAAGAAAAAACUCUACGUUGUUGAUAAAUGGCUGCUUUUCAAUAUAUUGCCUUUAUGAACUAA